AUGUCUGAUAUCGAUAAUAUUCACGAUGCCAUUGUGACCAUCGCUAGACUCAAGGUGGCCGUUUGCAGACACCAGACACGCAUGGAUCAACUCGGUUCAUGGACCAACAGGCUCAUCCGUGAGGAUGUUUCUCAACAGCGGAUUGGGAACAGAACUCUCAAUGUCGAACUUUGCAAGGUUCAGAGAAGGAUUCCAAAGGUCGAAGCAACUACCCCUGACAGAGGAGUUGCUUUGCUGAUUGAGGGUGAGGAUAUUGAUAUCUCAGAGGUAGAUGAGACAGAGGAUGAUAGCUCGGACGAGAAUUGAAACAUGGCCAACGCAGCAG
Messenger RNA from Podospora pseudopauciseta, 325 nucleotides. RefSeq lists its product as uncharacterized. The transcript has 2 exons. The record is from RefSeq and is a predicted model, not a curated record. The coding region runs from base 1 to 306 and encodes 101 amino acids. Lineage: Eukaryota; Fungi; Ascomycota; Sordariomycetes; Sordariales; Podosporaceae.